UUAAAAUCAAAGUUUAUUGCUUAAACUAUUAAAAAAAAAAACCCUCAAAACUUACACGUCUGAAAAGUGAGUUGUCAGUCGCCAGUGAAGAAGCAGCUGUUUUGCUUUGCAGUCAGUAAUUUUCAAGGACGCUUUUGAAAGCUGAGCUAUUUGAAAUGUGGGACACUCUUGACCUUGAAGUAUGUUCUACUUACAUGCCUCAGCCUUUAAAAGUUCUUUGCAUUAGAGUCAGGGAUCGCAUUCUUCCUGGAGCCAAGCACCGGGCCAGCCGUGUAAGAACAAGCCGCACUUCUUUUGGGGGAGACUGAUAGAAGUUUAAAAGGUCGGCUGUGGCCAGUGUCAGAGACAUUCCCGGCUCCAUCACGCACCCUUCGAGUCCACCUCUGCCCACUGGAGACCACUUAGAUACCCAAGCGGAGGCGACAGCUGCAUUCAGGAAACCAUGCCUCCCGUCAGCGGGAGCCAACUGCAGACUUUCAACCCUGUUCAACAUGUGGAUGCGGCCGAGAAAUGACCUGUCCGGACAAGCCGGGGCAACUCAUAAACUGGUUCCUCUGCUCCCUGUGCGUCCCGCGGGCGCGGAAGCUCUGGAGCAGCCGGCGUCCCAGGACCCGGAGGAACCUUCUGCUGGGCACCGCCUGCGCCAUCUACCUGGGCUUCCUGGUGAGCCAGGUGGGGCGCGCCUCUGUCCAGCACGGAGGGCCGGCCGGCAAGGGCCCGCACCUCAGCCGCGACUCCGCCGAGGUGCCCUUUCCUGAGAUACCCUUGGAUGGAACGCUGGCCCCGCCCGAGCCCCAGGGCAAUGGGAGCACGCUGCAGCCCAACGUGGUGUACAUCACCCUGCGCUCCAAGCGCAGCAAGCCGGCCAACAUCCGUGGCACGGUGAAACCCAAGCGCAGGAAGAAACACGCGGUGGCUCCUUCGGCCCUGGGGCCGGAGGCUUGGGUUGGACCAUCCUUUCAGCCUCGGGAUGCUGCGGGGGCGGCUGAUGCUGAAGUGCCUGGGCAUGUCCAGGGAGGACACCUGGGGGGGCCACCCUGGAGGGGGAUACAGGGUCCGGGAGUGCGAGGUGGCCGCUCGGACUUCCAGCUGCCCCAGGCCAGGGAGAGCAACAUCAGGAUCUACAGCGAGAGCGCCCCGUCCUGGCUGAGCAAAGAAGACAUCGGCCGGAUGCGCCUACUGGCGGACGGCGCGGUGGCGGGUCUGCAGCCGGCCCGGUCCAGGAGCGGAGCGCGCCUGCUGGUGCUGGAGGGGACCCCGGGGCCCUCCGCGCCCGCCUGCGGCCCCAGCCCCUGUGGCCUGCUCAAACAGCCUGUGGACAUGAGCGAGGUGUUUGCCUUCCACCUGGACAGGAUCCUGGGGCUCAACAGGACCCUGCCCACCGUGAGCAGGAAAUCCCAGUUCAUCCCAGAUGGCCGCCCACGGCCGGUGAUUCUCUGGGACCCAUCUUUGUGUCCGACAAGCAACGAGACCCACUCUUCUGUGAAGCUCACCUGGGGAACUUACCAGCAGUCGCUGAAGCAGAAGUGCUGGCAGAACGGCCGGGCGCCCAGACCCGAGUGGGGCUGUACAGAUGUGCAUCACCACGAGUGGUCCAAGAUGGCCCUCUUUGAUUUUCUGCUACAGAUUUACAAUCGCUUGGAUGCACACUGCUGUGGAUUCCGCCCUCGGAAGGAAGAUGCCUGUGUGCAGAGCGGACGGAUGCCCAGAUGUGACAAGCAGGAUUCUGUGGCUCUGCAGCACAUUGUCCAGCGAAAGCAGGACCCCAGGCACUUGGUCUUUAUAGACAACAAGGGAUUCUUUGACAGAAGCGAGGAUAACUUGAACUUCAAACUGUUAGAAGGCAUCAAAGAGUUUCCCGAGUCUGCAGUUUCUGUUUUGAAGAGCCAGCACUUACGACAGAAACUCCUUCAAUCCCUCUUCCUUGAUAAGGUUUACUGGGAAAGCCAAGGAGGGAGGCAGGGGAUUGAAAAGCUAAUCGACGUAGUGGAACAGAGAGCCAGAAUCCUUCUCACCUACAUCACGGCCCACGGGGCCAAAGUCUUACCGAUGAAUGAAUGACAGAACGCUCUCCCGGCCAGGGGACGGGCUGUUAUGUGUGCCUUUCGAUUUUUGGUUUUGAGUCAAGUCCACAGACCUCAAGCCUUUUUCAGAACGAGGCCAUGGCCAUGAAUGCAUGGAAUCAAUGAAUUGAAUCAAGGGUACAUGGUGAGUGUGAACACUUGAAGCCGACUCGAGAAGCUCUGGAAACCCAUACGGAUAAAAAGAUACUCGUUUACGUUUUCCUUUAACAUCACUGCGCGGGAGUCUUAGCGUCAGAGUGGCUGCACUGGCUGUCCCGUGAUAAAGCACUGGUCACGUCGUGUAACAGGACAGCGUAAACCCGAGGUAGGGACUCCUUCAACAGAGCAGAUCUGAUGCCACUUUGACUGGUCUGACCAAAUGCCCAUGGGAACCAUUCUGGACAUUUUUCUGUUGCUGAUUGUUACAACAGGGCAGUCCCAAGGCUGCCCAGAGACAGCUCUACGGUGGAAAACCGGGGCCAUGAUCCGCAGAAACAUCGGAGCACACGAUAACUCUAGGUGGAAAUGGUGGUUUAUUUGUAAACCCCUCAGUGUAUAUUCUAUUGGACCUACAAAUGACCAGCCAGCUCUGUGAUCCUGAGCAGCAAGCAUCAUUUUCCAUUCCUUCCUAGGCGUGCCCUUUCUUGUCACUAUGGAAACCAUCCACACCUGACAAUUUACACGUUAGGUGUAGUUUUACUCUCUCACUGUUGGUCCAGCUUGUGUCCGAUGGCUUAGAAAUUAAUCGCUUUUCAGGUAUAAAGUUACCUAUGUGAAACUGCACUUAGCGGAUCUCUUUUUUAAAGUGGAUACUGUUUUAAAAUUUUUUGUCAUUUUUACCAAAGAUGUACCAUACUUUCUGUAUAUUUUAUUAAUAAUAGUGGAUCUCUUCAAAUUUGUUCCAUAUAAUUGUAUUUAAACUGAUUUAAUUGAUGUCAUCCAGGAUCAGAUAUGGAGUGUGUUUCAACAUAUUGUUUAGCUUGUUCUCAUGUGAAUAAUAUGAACAAACUAAAUUAAAGCCCAGCCCUGAUCAGUUCUCCUCAGUGUAAGCUCAUGGCUAGAACUAAAACAGCAAGUCAGAGGGUAUUAAGCCUCAAAUAAUUCUCCUUGAACUCUACCAACUUUUUAAUGCGGUGGGAGGGUGUGGACACAGAGCAGGUCACCUGCUGGGCCUUUGUGUCCUUGGAGAUCCCCUGUCAUCGGACAAGAUGGAUGUUCAUACGGAGGUUCCAAACCUUGAACAAAUCAUGAUUACCCUCCCACCACCUCCCACUCCCUACCCCUCAUUUAAAAGCUAACAUACUGACUUCUCCUUUCUCUGAAAGCUUAAAAAUACAACUUAAGAAUGUUUAUAAUACAGGCUAUCCUCUGUUUUCUCAGUUCCACAUGUUUUUGCUAGACUACGCCCCCUUUUCUGUGUUCUGAUCAAGGGUAACUCAAUGUCACCGUAAAUUAGAACUAUUCAACACGUUACGACAAAUGCUAGGUUUUUUUUAAAAAAGAGCAUAUCUAUAGAUUUUAAUUUAUACAAAUGUAUGGGAGCAAAAUGUCAAACUAAUAUGUUGAGUACCAGAGAAGGUGGACCAAGGGACAGGGAAUGUUAGAUCAUCUAAUUAUAACUGUUUCAGGCUUGCGUUCAGGUCUGACUUUCAGCAUCCUCACUUGUCGGCUGACUCUUGGAGAGCUGGUCUCCAGACCAUUCUCUCUUUGAUAUUCCCUGGUGAAAUAUUUGCAUUUUACUAUGCUUUUUAUGGACUAGACCAUCCUACGCAAAUUUGUGACGCUGGUGCUGGGAAUCCCAGGUUCCUCAGAAGUGGCUUUAAUUUUACAUCUCAUACUCCACUGCUUCUGGGCAGCUAGGUCCUCCUGCUGGGGGGUCUGGUGGUUUGUCUGCCUCCAGUUAUUCUGAAAUGCUGAAUGUUGAACGCAAGGCCCAGGAACACGUGUUUGUUUUGGUCACCUUUGCUUUUUAACAAUGCUUUUUGUUUUAGACUCAGCAAAUAAUUCAGGCUGUAUUAGUUUCAGAUGAUAGGUAGCUGGAGGCCAGGGUUUUCGUCCUAAUGAUUAAUAUUCUUCUCUUCUCUCACUGAAAACAGUGGGGAUGCUCUGUGCCUUUCGGAUGCAGUCCAACGAUGCUGUGGUUUGGUUCACAGAAGCACAUGAUGUGGCUUAUUUAUAACUUGAUAAACUUAAGAUAGAGCAGUUUACCUUGGCAGACAUACAAAAGCUUAUUCUUGGGCAAUUAAUUAUUUUUAAGCUGAUGUUAUGAAAAUAAAUAUGUAUCUGAAAAAUCUGUAAUAAAAAUAUUGGAAAUUAAAAA
Molecule: messenger RNA, 4383 nt
Organism: Camelus dromedarius (Arabian camel)
Lineage: Eukaryota; Metazoa; Chordata; Mammalia; Artiodactyla; Camelidae
Gene: GASK1B
Product: golgi associated kinase 1B
Exons: 5
Coding region: 511-2061 (516 amino acids)
Cellular component (GO): Golgi apparatus
Source: RefSeq, a predicted model, not a curated record